AUGCAUCGAUGUAUUUACACAUACCUAAGAAGUGUUUUUGAUACGUGUUCAUUAAUUUAAUUCUUUUAUGCUUUAGUUUAUAACGGGCCAUUGUUUAAUCAUGAGUCAAGCAUCCAGCGUUAUUUGGCGCCGAUCUGUCGGAUAUAGCAGUUUAAUAGCAUUCAUUAUUCUGAUGAUUGCAUGGAUCGCAGGGUUUUCUUCCCGUUUGUUUGCUGUAAUACGAUUUGAAUCCAUCAUUCAUGAAUUUGACCCGUGGUUCAACUACCGCGCCACCGCUUAUAUGGUUCAACAUGGAUUUUACAAGUUUUUAAAUUGGUUUGACGAGCGCGCAUGGUACCCUCUUGGCAGGAUAGUUGGAGGAACGGUAUAUCCUGGAUUGAUGAUAACAUCUGGUGGCAUCCAUUAUAUAUUACACUCUAUGAAUAUUCCUAUUCAUAUCCGAGAUAUCUGCGUUUUUUUGGCCCCAGUGUUCAGUGGAUUAACUUCAAUAUCUACAUACUUGCUCACAAGUGAACUGUGGUCUCAAGGUGCGGGUCUUUUUGCUGCAAGUUUUAUUGCCAUCGUGCCCGGAUACAUCAGUCGAUCCGUUGCGGGUUCUUAUGACAAUGAAGGAAUCGCUAUAUUUGCAUUACAAUUUACAUAUUUCUUAUGGGUGCGAUCAAUUAAAACUGGCUCCAUGUUUUGGUCGGCUGCCUCGGCGGUCUCAUAUUUCUAUAUGGUUUCAGCAUGGGGUGGAUAUGUAUUCAUUAUUAACUUGAUUCCUCUACACGUCUUUCUGCUAAUAAUAAUGGGACGCUAUUCGCCGAGGAUUCUAACAAGUUAUUCAACAUUCUAUAUCCUUGGUUUACUAUUAUCGAUGCAAAUUCCCUUUGUUGGUUUUCAACCUAUACGCACAAGCGAACAUAUGGCUGCUUUAGGCGUAUUUAUAUUGCUGAUAAUUGUUGCAAUAUUGCGACAUUUGCAAAGUGUUUUAUCUCGGAAUGAAUUUCGGAAGGUAUUCUUAUGUGGAGCUGUCAUAGCUGCUAUUAUCGUAUUUAUUAGCGUAGUAGCGCUAACUGUAUUAGGAGUAAUUGCACCAUGGAGUGGUCGUUUCUAUUCCUUAUGGGAUACAGGAUACGCUAAAAUUCAUAUACCAAUCAUUGCUUCUGUUUCUGAGCACCAGCCGACAACUUGGUUUUCAUUUUUCUUCGAUUUGCAUAUACUUGUUUGUUCUUUCCCCGUGGGAAUCUGGUACUGUGUGAAGUACGCUAAUGACGAACGUAUAUUUGUCAUUUUAUAUGCUCUAAGUGCAGUUUAUUUUGCUGGUGUCAUGGUUCGCCUAAUGUUAACUCUUACACCAGUGGUUUGCAUUUUGGCAGGAAUCGCAUUUUCGACUCUAUUAGAAGUUUUUCUUAAAGAAGACAAAACUUCUAAGCAAGGAGCGACAUUAUCUAAUGUGGACGAUCAUGAUGAUACCAACAUGGACAGAAAGAAUCUUUAUGAUAAGGCUGGAAAAAUAAAGUUUCGUCCAAAACAUGAUAUACAACAUGAGGCACGCGGAAUUGGUUCUAAUCUUAAAAGUGUCAUUAUUCUUGCCGUCUUAAUGAUGCUCAUGAUGUUUGCAGUUCAUUGUACAUGGGUUACAAGUAACGCCUAUUCAAGCCCUUCAAUCGUACUGGCCUUUCACAAUAACCAUGAUGGGUCUCGUAAUAUUUUGGAUGACUUUCGCGAAGCGUAUUAUUGGCUUUCACAAAAUACGGCAGAUAAUGCUCGAAUUAUGUCAUGGUGGGAUUAUGGAUAUCAAAUAGCCGGGAUGGCAAACAGAACGACUUUAGUUGAUAACAAUACAUGGAAUAAUAGUCACAUUGCUUUAGUAGGAAAAGCAAUGUCAUCCACAGAGGAUAAAUCUUAUGAAAUAAUGACUUCACUGGAUGUUGAUUAUGUACUUGUUAUAUUUGGUGGAGUAAUUGGUUAUUCCGGUGACGACAUUAAUAAGUUUUUGUGGAUGGUACGAAUAGCGGAGGGCGAACAUCCCAAGGAUAUCAAGGAAAGCGAUUAUUUCACUGACAGGGGAGAAUUUCGUAUUGAUUCCGAAGGUGCUCCUGCGCUCCUCAACUGCCUUAUGUACAAGCUUAGUUAUUAUCGAUUUGGGGAACUUAAGCUUGAUUACAGGGGACCAGCAGGAUAUGAUCGUACAAGAAACGCAAUAAUUGGAAAUAAGGACUUUGAACUGACUUACCUUGAAGAAGCGUAUACUACUGAGCAUUGGCUGGUGAGGAUUUACCGCGUAAAAAAGUCACAUGAAUUCAACCGACCUUCUCUAAAACGCAAUGAAAGAAUGCUGGCCCCAACAAAUUAUGUUUCAAAAAAGAACUCUAAACGUCGCAAAGGAUACAUCAGAAGUCGGCCAAUUGUAAUUAAAGGAAAGCGUACCAAAUAUAUUUGACCACAUAAAAUGUAACAAACAUCUUCUAUACUAAAAUACACAAUCAUUUCCAAACGAG
This is a messenger RNA of Rhagoletis zephyria (snowberry fruit fly), 2483 nucleotides long. RefSeq names its product catalytic subunit 3B of the oligosaccharyltransferase complex (gene Stt3B). NCBI's taxonomy places the organism in Eukaryota, Metazoa, Arthropoda, Insecta, Diptera, Tephritidae. Gene Ontology annotation, molecular function: dolichyl-diphosphooligosaccharide-protein glycotransferase activity. Gene Ontology annotation, biological process: post-translational protein modification. Gene Ontology annotation, cellular component: membrane. The record is from RefSeq and is a predicted model, not a curated record.